AUGGAGUAUUUUCGAGAGUAUUUGUCUUCUGAGAUAACCGAUAAACUCCCAUUGCUAAUUUCAAUAGGAGCUAUCGUAUUUUAUACAUUUUUCAAGUAUCACAAAUCAAGAUUCAGGACUCCAAACAUUAAAAAUGCUGAUAAGACAUCCGACUCAUACGUGAAGCCCAUUAUUGAGCCAAUGUCACCAGAUUUUAAGUGGGAUGAAGUAACUCCUCUGAAGUCAUACCCAUUCAAAAACGGUGAAUACAAGUUGACCAUGGGAAUUAGAAAGUUAGACCCUCAAGAUUGGCUUCUAAUUGAACCGACUUAUCUUAACAGGAUUGAUAAUAAGUCAAAAAUAGUAUCGAAUACUCAUCCUGAUUAUCCGCCAGAUAAGGAUUUGGCUAAUAAUACAUUGUUUUCCACUGAAGAGGCUGAACCUGCGAUUAGGGAAUUUUACGAUAUUGUGGUUAAUUAUAUGUGUGAGAAGUACCCCAUGUACUUUAAGGAUGCAAAAAAUGGCAAAAUCUUCAAUUCCAUAACAGGUAAUUACUUACCUGCCUGUGCAGAUGAGGUAGUGAAUGCUCGGGAGUUGUUGAUAGUAUUGGCCAAUAAUAUAGAAGAGGAUUUUCUUAUAUUACUAAAAGACCCUUCGAGAGAGGAUGAAAAGGACGGGUCGGAAUACUUUUUCAAGGCAGGUUUAUUUGGCUUUGCAGCGGGCUUCAAUCCCAAGGAUCGGUUUAACAUGCCAUUAAGCUUCGUACAUCAUCCUGUUCCUGGUUAUGAAUCGAAAUUAAAGCUUUCCAUGAAUAGAUUUUUUAAUAGAUUGGAGCCGGGCCAGUUCGUAACUCGGAGCAAUUUUUCAGUUCAGACCCACAGUAAGCUUUACGUAGAUGAUCAAAACAAGGGACAUCACUUGCGAGAAGGUGAAAAUCAAGUAGCCAUUGACCCCGCUACUUUAGAUUUUGACAAACAAGUUCACUAUCGAAGCGAACGACAAGCAUUAACAAAGCUACCAAAGUCAAAUGCUGUGGUUUUCACGAUUAGAACAUACUUAUUACCAAUGAGUGUAAUUAAGAAGGAGGAUAAGGAAGUUCGUGAGAGGCUUAUUGGUGCUAUCAAAGGGCUUCCCGAAGACAUCUCGUUAUACAAAAGAGCUGCUGAAUGGGGUCCAGCAGUUGUUGAAUACUUACUGGAUCAAAGUCAGUAA
Molecule: messenger RNA, 1191 nt
Organism: Debaryomyces hansenii CBS767
Lineage: Eukaryota; Fungi; Ascomycota; Pichiomycetes; Serinales; Debaryomycetaceae
Gene: HRQ2
Product: Hrq2p
Exons: 1
Coding region: 1-1191 (396 amino acids)
Source: RefSeq, a predicted model, not a curated record